Melanotaenia boesemani (Boeseman's rainbowfish) is the source of this 1630-nucleotide messenger RNA. RefSeq names its product clusterin-like 1 (retinal) (gene clul1). The record is from RefSeq and is a predicted model, not a curated record. The transcript is spliced from 8 exons. Lineage: Eukaryota; Metazoa; Chordata; Actinopteri; Atheriniformes; Melanotaeniidae. The coding region runs from base 104 to 1498 and encodes 464 amino acids.
UGCCAGUGUGAAUCUGAAUCAGUCACUUCUAACACAUGGACUGAAUCUGUCAUGUCCUUGCAGAGUCAAUUUCUUCCAUCAAACACUGCGACUGGGCCCCAGGAUGAAGCUCCUGCUCAGUUUAAUGCUUUUGGUGGCAACACUGAGUGUCCUCAGUUCUGCUCCCACCGACCAAACUAAAGUCAUCUCUGACGACACUUUAAAACAGCUGUCUGUGGAUGGAGAGAAACUUGUGGAUGAAGAAGUGAGAAGGGCCUUGUAUGCAGUGAAGCAGAUGAGGGAGGUGAUGUGGAGGAAUGAGCAAAAGCAUGAGCACCUCAUGAAAUCCCUCAAACACAGCAAUGACAAAAAGAGAGGGGCAGCCCAGCUGGCAAAGGAGGUGACAGAGAAGCUGGAGGAGGCUGAGGAGCAAUGCAAAGACUCCCUGCAGUCUGAGUGGGAGGAGUGCAGACCCUGUUUGGAGGAUGCUUGUAAAUCCUUCUACACCUCCACCUGCCGCAGGGGCUUUGCUACUUUCCACCAUAAGGUGGAAAACCUUUUCCAAAGAAUCUCCCGGCGCUUUGGACCUCGCGAGCGCCCCAUUGAAGCCGGGGAUAUUCUUGUGAAUCAAGGCACCAAUGACUCUGACACAGAUGUUGUCCAACUUGAGGAGUCCUUCAACCGUGUGAUGAGCAAAAUUGGCAAGCUGGUGAACCGCAGCAUCACCCUGGUCUCUAACAUGAGCAGCAGGCUCGACAAGGUCCUUCAGAGAGCUUUCCUGAACAACACAGAUGUCCAGGCAGAAGAAACCACCGAUGAUCCCUAUUACCCUGGCCGGGACUCAGGUUUCCUGCAGGGAGUUGGCCUGGAGGAGGUGCUGGAAUCCUUUUUUGACUUUGGCAAAAGUGUGGUGGAAGAGUUUGGAGCUGUGGUGACUCAGGUGUUUGAUGACCUUCAUCAGGCAGUGGAGGAGGAGAGGAAGAAAGCGAGGGAAAGUAUCCCUCGCUUCUUGCAGAACAGGAAAUUGUGCAGAGACCUUCGCAAACAGACAUCAGAGUGCUGGCAGCUUCAGAGCAAGUGUGAGGCCUGCCAGGGAUCUCUGCUCACAGAGUGUCCCAGUGUUCGGGAGUUGCACGUAGAACUAGACGAAGUUUCCCAGCUGCUGGAUGUGUCCAAAGAGCAGUACGAUGAGAUCUUGUCUAUUGUUCAACGCCACACUGAUGAAACAAUCAACUGGCUCAGCAACAUGGCAGCUGAAUUCAGCUGGGUGGGGAAGGCUGUGAGCGACAGCAGCACUCCUCAAAAUAUCUUCCGCAUCACCAUGAUGGCGCCAGAGAGCCAUGAUGAACAGAACAUGUCUGUAACUGAGACCAAGGUGGAGGUCAAUGUUCUGAACUCUCCCCCACUCAUCUUCUCUGUUCCUGGAGAGCUGGAGCUGCAGGACCCAGGCUUCAUUCAGUAUGUGGCCCAGGAAGCUCUGGACAAGUACAAGGAGAUGGUCAGGAUUGAGGACGAGUGAAGCUACAGUGUCUUAACACGCAGCACUUUAUUUCAAAGCAGAACUAGAUUGUGUUUGUAUAAUAGGCAUCAUGUUGAAAUACAAAUACACUGCAACUGUAAUGAUGUAAAAUACUGAAUGUAAAAAUAAAUA